UAGGAACUCUCUUUCUGGCCGUUCUUAUCUUUCUCUCAUCUUCCGUCGCUUACUAAAUCUAAAAAACAAGUCCUGUCCGUCUUCAGGACUCACUCAGAUGGUUAACAUUGCAUCCUCACAAGAUAAUCAACAGACAAUGCGUUGCCAAACCAUGACUGCAGCAAUGUACAUCAUGAUGGUCCCCGCUUCCCAAAUGUCAUGUCUUUGACACGUGGUGAGGGAAGCUGAGCCACGUAGUUUGUGAUCCUCUUGACGCGAAGAUGGGUAGGAAGGGAAACAAGUUGGGAUCUCAAGUGUCUCUUUCACUUGAAAAGACAGCCAGUAUGAUCGUGCCAGAGGCAUUCGGAUUGGAGCAGACACUUUCCCAACAUCUCGACACUCUUUCUCUACAAGACCAGAUUGCCGGUCCAUCCAAGCAAAAAAGUGGCCGUGUCCAUGUCCAGCACACUACCACAAACCCCUCUUUUACGGGCACGGCGGUCCGAGAUUCUCUCCAUCGUCUCAGUGUCCUCGAGCAAGAGACACACGACGCCGACGACGCCCGGCCAUCGCCAGCACCACAAGACGAUCUGCUCGAGAUCGUGUCGACCCCCGACCGUGGACUCGCGGUGUUUGCCACGCGCAAAGUCAAAGCCGGCACGCUGUUGUUGGCGGAGAGGCCUCUCGUCCGCCUCCAAAAGCACGAAGAAGACGACCCGGCGGCCAUCGAGCGCGAAUUUUCCCGGUUGGGGCGGGCCGACCAAAGGAUCUUUCUCAAGUUGUUUGACGCCCAAAAGUCCCGCAUGACCCGGGUCGUUUCGAUCUACUACAGCAACUGCUACAACCUGGACGACCACGUGGCCGACGGCGGACGAGGGGGGUCGGCCGUGGGUCCGUUCGCCAGCAGAAUCAACCACGGGUGCGUGCCCAACGUGCAAUUUUGUUACGACGAGAAAACCGACGAGAUGAGGUUCCGCGCCGUCCGCGACAUCCCUCGAGGUAAAGAGUUGUGCAGCAACUACGACAAGGCCGUGUCCGAGGUCCGGACGAAGAGAAGGCGGAAGCAACAAAUCCAUUACGGGUUCGUCUGUCGGUGUGAAGCUUGCGAACCAAAGACCGGAUUCUGGGCCAGGAGUGACGAGAGGAGGAGGGCCAUGUACGAGGCCUUGAGGGUCGCGCGCGCCUGUGAAAAGGAGUGUUCUUCCAAACGUGCCCCCGCGCCUCCGACCGUGGUGGUCGACCGGGCGAUCGAAGCCCUGGUCAGGUUGGAGGAAUUGUUCCUCAAAGAAGGCCUCGUGGGUGUACCGUUGGCAAACACUCGUAAAAGCCUGGCCAAGUGGGCGGAGAGGAAAUAUGACCACGCACAGGCCGUCAAGUGGAAGACGAAAGAGUUGGAGGUCUGUAAAGUGAGCUUUGGGUCGGACGCCCUGAGAACAAAGGGGGUCGAAGAUCAGUUGAUCGAGUUGAGUUUGAAAGUGACUUGAAGAAGACAAAAAAAGGGGGGGAUCGCCAGCGGUGAAUCAACACCAAGCACUCCAUGUAGAUAUGUUCUGUUCAGGUAUAAUAAUCAUACUCGUUGAUUCCGCAGGCAAGUCGGGCAUCAUGCCCAACUAUCCUGUCUAAACAGCCCAC
Molecule: messenger RNA, 1611 nt
Organism: Exophiala oligosperma
Lineage: Eukaryota; Fungi; Ascomycota; Eurotiomycetes; Chaetothyriales; Herpotrichiellaceae
Exons: 2
Coding region: 261-1463 (400 amino acids)
Molecular function (GO): protein binding
Source: RefSeq, a predicted model, not a curated record